ACGACAGGGGGCAGUAUAGCCAAAGUAAAAUGCUUCCUUCCUUUCUUAAACGUCAUUUCCGGCCUGAUUCAGCGUGGCGUGUGGUGGAAAGCAGCGAGUUAGCAUACUAGCAUAGUUAAAGGUAAAUAUAAACUUAAAAUUUGUUUCUGAAUGAACUAUAACUUACAUCAGCUCGUGUCUUCAUAGAACGAUGGCAGCUGAUGGCAAAACGGACGAUUACCCUUACGAGAUAGAUGAGCAGCUGAAAGGGUUCGAUUCGUCUGUUUCUACUGUUAAAACCAUGUUGGACAAACUGAUGUCAGUACCCAGGAGUGAUCAACUGCAAAAGCUGGACCCUCUGGACCAAGCCAAGCUGGAUCUAAUGUCGGUUUACACCCUCAAUUCUUUAUUCUGGAUGUACUUGGUAACACAAGGUGUCAAUCCCAGAGAUCAUGGAGUCAAACAGGAACUUGAACGUAUAAGGACAUACAUGAACAGAGUGAAGGAGAUCACGGACAAGAAGAAAGCGGCUCGUCUGGAUAAAGGAGCCGCCGGCCGCUUUCUAAGGAAUGCCCUCUAUGAUCCGAAUGAGAAAGGCUCCAGGAAAAAAGCAGCAGCAGCGUCCAACAAAACCUCAGAUGCGACACCAUUGAAGCGUGCAAAGAAGAGAUGAGACAUCACCGCUAUUGAUUAAUUUGAUGUACAGCUGCGCCAAAAUAUAACAAUGUAAAAUAUCAUAGUAAUAGUUUUGUUAAAUGACCUCAAAAGCAAGCUUUUGGAAAGCUGUGAUGAUUUAAAUUUCAAAUGUUUAUUAGUAUGUAGUAAGUUUUAAAACUAGUCCUAGUAAGUUUUAAAAUUAGUUGUAAUCUGUGUAAUCUUAAUGCUAUUUUUUUCUGAUGUCCAAAUGAGAAAUGAUAUGAUUUCUCUGUUAUUAAAGUGAUUCUGUGAAUCCAUUUUUUUUUUUUUUUUUGCUGUGGUCAUACCUAAAUUCAGGGAGACCUACAA
Dunckerocampus dactyliophorus (ringed pipefish) is the source of this 984-nucleotide messenger RNA. RefSeq names its product C1D nuclear receptor corepressor (gene c1d). Gene Ontology annotation, molecular function: DNA binding; RNA binding. The record is from RefSeq and is a predicted model, not a curated record. Gene Ontology annotation, biological process: maturation of 5.8S rRNA; regulation of gene expression. Gene Ontology annotation, cellular component: nucleolus; exosome (RNase complex). Bases 191 to 652 code for a protein of 153 amino acids. NCBI's taxonomy places the organism in Eukaryota, Metazoa, Chordata, Actinopteri, Syngnathiformes, Syngnathidae. The transcript has 5 exons.